Messenger RNA from Ustilaginoidea virens, 2772 nucleotides. RefSeq lists its product as uncharacterized. The transcript has 5 exons. NCBI's taxonomy places the organism in Eukaryota, Fungi, Ascomycota, Sordariomycetes, Hypocreales, Clavicipitaceae. Bases 1 to 2772 code for a protein of 923 amino acids. The record is from RefSeq and is a predicted model, not a curated record.
AUGAAUAAUCUCAGGAACCCUACCUUCGUCCUGGGCUUGAUCAUCGUCGCCGCCCUGGUCAGCCCAGUAGCGGCCUUUGGAGCUGGAAACAUUGCCUCCGUUUCCAAGCUUGAAGGCCAGAACUGGCGGCACGGCGACAUUGAAGAUGCCCUCCUGACCCUGGCCAUGGCCCGUGCCAUGAAACAUAAAAAGUUCAGCAAAAUCAUGGUUUCCAGGGUCUAUUUCGGAAACUGGCUUCGAGACUACUCGCAAGCCAUUGAUGUCGGCACCGUCAAGUCGGUAUCUGCCGAGGCUAUCCGUCUUCUCCUCUGCAUCCUGGGUUUCCUGACCUUUGGCUACGGGUCCGGCGAGUUCGAGGUCACCGCUGACCGUCUCGGCUGCUAUCGGCCUGAAGACCAUAUUGACAAUCCAAAAAACUACGCCGAUAACCAGGAUGCUCGCCAGUACGACCGUCGCCUCAGAGGGCCCAUCGAUGAGGACAGAGAGCUAUCCAUCGAUCCGCAGUCUGGCAUGAAGAACUACAUUGCAAACGAGCGCGCCGGAAUCAUGACGUCCGCCAAGCAUGUGAGGAACCUGUUUACUCGCUGCGUCGAACUUGGCCGCAACUACAAGAAUAAUGAAAGGAAGGAGGAUCUGUACGAGUCCCUUCGCCUCAUGGGAACUGGCCUUCACUGCCUAGAAGACUUUCUUGCGCACAGCAACUACUGCGAGCUGGCUCUGGUUGAAAUGGGCGAGCGCGACGUUUUCCCACACGUCGGGCGGAACACGCUUAUCCGACUGGACGGCGCUGAUCAUGAGGUGUAUCCUAUUGUUACUGGCACUUUUGGGGGCGUGGAUUUUCUACAUUCCGUCGUUGGUGAAGUAUCUGACAAGAUGUCCCAAAACGAAAUCGAGGAGCUGGAAGGCACUCUCCAGGAGAGCAAAAACUCCGACACCAGCCUGCUUCGUGAUCUCCUCGACAAGAUCCCCGACAGCUUGUUUGGUGGCAAGAAUCAAAAGAAUCGCAUCGACGAAAUCCAGGAGAAUGCAGCCUCUGCUCAAGUGGAAAACAUGUCUGUUUCUCCGCGAAACCCCGAGGAGCUCACCGUCUACGUCCAGCAGGUUUACCGGCAAAUCAUGCCUGCCAUCCAGUUUCACGACGACGUCAUGAAGAGCAUAACAUCUGCCGUUGAGAAGAUUCCCGUCCUGCCCAAGAUCAUUGAGCAAUUGGAAGACCAGCUCUCCAAAUUUGUCUUUUCCGUCAUGGCCCCGGCCGUCGUGCCUCUGAUCCGUCAGAUAAAGAAUGAGCUAGCCACGGGCUCCGGGGAGGUUAUCCAGAGUAGCAAGGAAGAGCAGCACGUGGUGUUCAACAAUGACCAGAGCACGGAUCCUACUCACUCCAUGCUCUCCAAGGAUCAUUUUUCGAAUAUUUUGAACGAGAUUGCCGGCCGGACAGCUGCCAGGAUGGUCAGCUGGGUCGUUCCCCAAAUCAUGGAUGCCAUUGACGACGACAGCGUCGAUGUGAACCGACUCUGCGACCGCAUCAUCAAUGGCAUUUUGCAUCAUCCAGCCCAACGCAACAUGGGUCACGACGGUGUCUCUGAAGCUCGGAACCUCAUGUUCGACGAGGUACGAACGUGGUGGGGUGAGCUUCAGAACGAGCACACCUCGUAUCGAGAGAAACUCUGCCGCGAGGGCGUGCUGAGGGGCGAGAACCACAAGGAAGGCGUCGACGACACGGGCCAUGGCCACGGCUGCACCGGCAAACUCCAGAUGAGAAAGCUGUACGGAGAGCCGGACACUCUGGAGAACAGGAUUGCGGGCGCUGCUGCGGGUGCCAUCAUUCAGGGCGCCACGGGACUCAUCUCGAACGUGGUGGAACAGCAAACCGGGAUGAAGUUGCCAUCCGGCCAAGGCUCGCAGCAGAACGAGCAGCCUGGCGAGGAGAAGAGCGGCUUAGAAGGCUUCCUGAGCAAGGCCAGCUCUCUCCUUGGGGGCGCUCUUGGCAAAGAUGACGAGGGGAAAAGGUACACGCGGAACGACGGCGAAUCAUUCACGGGGAGCCAAACCAGCCAUGGUUAUCAAGGCACCAGCUACGGGCAGAGUCAGCAGAGCAGCCACUACAGCGGUGGCAGCUCCGAGUUCCAUCGUCGUGAGGACAGUGAGUAUGGAGCGCGCCAGGAAUCCAGCUACGGUGGUGGUGGUGGUGGUGGUGGAUAUGUUCGUCAGGAAAGCGGCCACGGCGGCAGCAGCCAGCAUCAUCAUCCUCGACGCCAGGAGGAGAGCAGCUAUGACGAUCCAGGCUCUGCGUAUGGAGGCCGUGAGGGGUUCCGCCACGGCGGCUACGGUGGCCGUGAUGAAGGCUACGAAAGGGACACCAGCUACGGUCGCCGCGAAGGGAGUGGCCCCGGCCGCCAGGAAAGCAGCUAUGGUCAAGACGAAGGCAGCUACGGUCGCCGAGAGGGACAUUACGGCGCUGGCAGCCAGCGACAUGGCGGGCAAGUUGAAUACGUCAGUCAGGAAAGCCGCCAUGGCGGCCGUGGUCGUGAGCAAGACGAUGAAGAUGACGAGGAUGAGGACGGGAAAAAUCACGGUCGCAGCAGCAGCUAUGGCCGCCGUGGGGGCGGUAGAUGUGAUGGUGAGGAUGACGAGGAAGACGGGGAAGACGACAAUGACGGCAGCUAUGGUCGCCGUGGGGGCGGAAGACAUGACCGUGAGGACGACGAGGAAGACGGGGAAGAUGACGGUGACGGCAGCCAUGGUCGUCGCGGACAGGGCGGCUACGGUUACUGA